UCGCAUUUUGCUGAAUCAUUUUCCGGUUUCCCCGUUAAAGCCUCCUUUACUCCCACUAUCCCACCAUAUCUUCUCCACACCCAACCCUCCCUCACACCACUACUAAAAACUCCAUUUUCAUUUGUUGUAUUGUAUAGAUACACAUAUAUCUUCCAAAUUUCUUUCAACUCCACAGUUGAAUCAGUCGGAAAAUUUCUUCAGCUCAAAUUCUCGAAUCACAAAUCGAACUAUAAAAAGUUGAUAAAAAUGAUGGCAUCGCUCAUGUCAUCAUCAAAUCCAGCAGCAAAUCCCGACAGAUCAUCAACCAGAAGAAAGAAGAAGAAAAUCCACCACAAUCCCCAAAUCCAACCCGAAACCCCCAAAAUCCAAUGGAAAUCCGACGCUCAGCAGCAAAUAUACUCCUCCAAGCUGCUCCACGCACUACAGCAGGUCCGGCUCGGCUCAUCCGGAUCCGAGACGUCAUCGGCUCCGCGCCGGGUGCGCGACGCCGCGUACGGCGCCUUGGCCGCGACGGCGCGGGGGCGGACUCGGUGGAGCCGCGCGAUCCUGACGAGCCGGCUGAAGCUCAAGUUCAUGAAGAAGAACAACAUCGCGAAGCGGCAGCGCAAGGUGAUGACGGUGAUCACCGGCGCCGGGUAUCAGCCGCGGAGGAAAUCGAAGGUCGCUGUCUUGAGGCUUAAAUCUAAGUGCUUGCCGGCGUUUCAGCGGAAGGCGCGGGUGCUGAGCCGGUUGAUUCCUGGCUGCCGGAAACAACCGGUGCCGGUGGUUUUGGAGGAGACGGCGGAUUAUAUUGCCGCUCUCCAAAUGCAGGUGCGAGCCAUGAGUGCAUUAGCCGAGCUCCUAACCGGUUCAGGCGCAUCUUCUAGCAGCUCGACGCAACUAAGCUAAUAAAUGUUUUUUUUUUUAUUUUCAGAUUUUCUGACUAUUCGGAUAUUCUUCCAGCUUAUGAAUAUCCUGAAUUCAUAAUGUGAAUUAUAUUUCUCUGAAUUUUGUUUUGGUUUGGAUAAACUUUGGAAUACGUGGAUGAGCAUUGUGUCUA
Messenger RNA from Salvia splendens (bonfire salvia), 1039 nucleotides. Its product is annotated as transcription factor bHLH148. The transcript has 3 exons. The record is from RefSeq and is a predicted model, not a curated record. The coding region runs from base 247 to 888 and encodes 213 amino acids. Lineage: Eukaryota; Viridiplantae; Streptophyta; Magnoliopsida; Lamiales; Lamiaceae. Gene Ontology annotation, biological process: regulation of DNA-templated transcription. Gene Ontology annotation, molecular function: protein dimerization activity.